This is a messenger RNA of Archocentrus centrarchus (flier cichlid), 645 nucleotides long. RefSeq lists its product as uncharacterized. The coding region runs from base 1 to 645 and encodes 214 amino acids. Gene Ontology annotation, biological process: immune response; cell surface receptor signaling pathway. Gene Ontology annotation, cellular component: external side of plasma membrane. Gene Ontology annotation, molecular function: transmembrane signaling receptor activity. Lineage: Eukaryota; Metazoa; Chordata; Actinopteri; Cichliformes; Cichlidae. The record is from RefSeq and is a predicted model, not a curated record. The transcript is spliced from 4 exons.
AUGAAGGCUGCAUCUGUUUCUCUGCUCCUUGGUGUGUGUGUGCUGCUGCUGCUGUCUGCACUGACUGUUUCUGCAGUCUCUCUGUCUGUCAGCCCAAACCUUCAGCAGUUCUUCAGAGGAUCUUCUUCAGUGUCUCUGAGCUGUGUUGAUGAUGGACAGACAGUUGAUGGAUGGACAGUGAAGAGGACCAGAGGAGGACUCAUUGAGGACUGUGGAGCAGCUGGAGGUUUUGGGACGGUUCAUGAAUCCUCGUGUGUUCUGGAUCUCUCCGUUCACUCUGGUGGAAAUUUCUUCUGUAAAAACCUUUCUGGACAGCAGAGCGAUGAAGUCUCCAUCAGUGUUUCAGAUGGUUCUCUGAUCCUGGAGAUCCCUGCACUUCCUGUGAGGACAGGAAGUGACAUCACCCUGCAUUGCAAACCAAGUGAUGGUGACACAGUCGCAGCUUAUUUCCGUUUUAAUGGAAGUAAUGUUGGAUCUGUACCUAAAUCAGAGCACACCAUCACUAACAUCAAGCAGUCUGAUGAAGGUCUCUACUCAUGUUCCACUGAUACAUUGGGAUCAUCUCCUCGAAGCUUUCUGAGGGUCAGAGGUCAGCACACUGAGAUCACCUCCUGUUUAAAGACCAGCACUAAUCUGCUGACCUGA